AUUACUACCAUUUCCUGGCUUUAUCCACCAAGCCAAGACAAGGGCUAUAAGCUCUCAAAGUCGGAUCUGGACAAACGUACAGAGAUAUUCCUAGAAUUUGUCUACUGGGUCUUUGACUCCUUCCUAAUCCCCUUGAUCCGAACCAACUUCCAUGUAACGGAAUCAAACGCUCAUCGCAAUCGACUCUUCUACUUUCGCCAUGACGUCUGGCGUAUGCUUGCCGAGCCUGCCCUGAAGACACUGCGUCUAAAUAUGUUUGAAGAGCUGCCAAAAGACCGAGCAACGAAGCUGUUAUCCACACGUCAGCUUGGUUUCACUGACAUACGCUUGCUUCCCAAAAAGCAGGGCUUCCGGACUAUCAUGAACCUCAGACGGCGACAACAGGUGUUGCGCCAUGGAGCCAUGGCGCUUGGGCGAAGCAUCAACACAGUCAUGACACCCGCCUUCAACGCCAUAAAUUACGAAAAGGUCAGUGUACUGUCCGUGCCGGAUUAGCCGUACCUAACCACAUUGUAGUUGUUACAACCCGACAAGUUCGGCUGCU
Messenger RNA from Bipolaris sorokiniana ND90Pr, 544 nucleotides. RefSeq lists its product as uncharacterized. The coding region runs from base 214 to 495 and encodes 93 amino acids. Gene Ontology annotation, biological process: telomere maintenance via telomerase. The record is from RefSeq and is a predicted model, not a curated record. Lineage: Eukaryota; Fungi; Ascomycota; Dothideomycetes; Pleosporales; Pleosporaceae. The transcript has a single exon. Gene Ontology annotation, molecular function: telomeric repeat DNA binding; telomerase RNA binding. Gene Ontology annotation, cellular component: telomerase catalytic core complex.